Molecule: messenger RNA, 1528 nt
Organism: Athene cunicularia (burrowing owl)
Lineage: Eukaryota; Metazoa; Chordata; Aves; Strigiformes; Strigidae
Product: cytochrome P450 2K6-like
Exons: 9
Coding region: 20-1510 (496 amino acids)
Biological process (GO): xenobiotic metabolic process
Cellular component (GO): intracellular membrane-bounded organelle; cytoplasm
Molecular function (GO): iron ion binding; heme binding; oxidoreductase activity, acting on paired donors, with incorporation or reduction of molecular oxygen, reduced flavin or flavoprotein as one donor, and incorporation of one atom of oxygen
Source: RefSeq, a predicted model, not a curated record
AACACCUGGCUGAAUAGAGAUGGACUGGAGCCACUGCACCUCCAUUGGCUUAGUGUUCAUCCUGGCUUUUCUAUACAUUUUGAAAAUAGGAGGUUUCUGGAACAACCGCCGGAGAAAGAAUUUUCCCCCAGGACCAAGAGCACUACCAAUCAUUGGAAAUCUGCAUUUGUUUGAUUUGAAGAGACCCUACAGGACUUAUCUACAGCUGUCAAAAGUAUAUGGUCCAGUCUUCAGUGUGCAGAUGGGGCAAAGGAAGAUAGUAGUGAUUUCUGGGUAUAAAACAGUGAAGGAAGCUCUUGUAAACCAUGCAGAUGCAUUUGCAGAGAGACCUAAAGUCCCAAUCUUUGAAGAUUUGACCAAAGGAAAUGGGGUUGUUUUUGCUCGUGGGGAAAACUGGAAAGUGAUGCGAAGAUUUACUCUCACAACCUUACGGGACUUCGGAAUGGGGAAAAGGGCCAUUGAGGACCGCAUUGUGGAGGAGUAUGGGUAUCUGGCAGAUAUCAUUGGGUCACAAGAAGGAAAGCCCUUUGACCUUAGUAAAAUAAUUAAUGCAGCAGUUGCUAACAUAAUCGUGUCAAUAUUACUUGGAAACCGUUUUGACUACAAAGACUCCAGAUUUGUGAGACUUAUACAGCUGACCAACGAAAACAUGAGGCUCGCCGGGAAACCUUUGGUUAUGCUGUACAACAUCUUCCCAUACCUUGGACUCCUCCUAAGGGCUAACAAGAAUCUGCUCCGAAACAGAAAAGAAUUCCUUGAUUAUAUACAAGUUACUUUUGUGGAACAUCUCAAAACCCUAGACAAAAAUUUUCAAAGAAGUUUUAUCGAUGCUUUCCUGGUUAAACAGCAGGAGGAGAAAUCCACUACCAAUGGGUAUUUCCAUAAUGGCAACUUGAUUGGCUUGGUGACCAACUUGUUUACUGCUGGUGUUGAGACAAUUUCCACCACACUGAACUGGAGCUUUCUGCUGAUGCUGAAGUACCCUGAAAUUCAGAGAAAGGUCCAAGAAGAGAUAGAGCAAGUGAUAGGGUCAAACCCCCCCCGGAUUGAGCAUCGGACUCAGAUGCCAUAUACAGAUGCUGUCAUCCAUGAAGUUCAGAGAUUCGCUAAUAUCCUGCCAUUGGAUUUGCCUCAUGAGACUGCUGCAGAUGUCACUCUCAACGGCUAUUUCAUCCCCAAGGGAACCUACAUCAUCCCCUUACUGACCUCUGUCCUGCAAGACAAAUCGCAGUGGGAGAAACCGGACAUGUUCUAUCCUGAGCACUUUCUUGAUGCCAACGGAAAAUUUGUGAAGAAAGAUGCUUUCAUGCCUUUCUCAGCAGGGCGGAGGAUCUGUGCCGGUGAGACUCUUGCCAAAAUGGAGCUCUUCCUCUUCUUCACCAGUCUCCUGCAGAAGUUCACCUUCCACCCUCCCCCUGGAGUUUCUAUCUCAGACCUGGACCUCAGCCCUGCUGUUUCAUUUAACAUCAUCCCCAAACCCUAUAAAAUAUGUGCUGUAACACGUUCCUAGAGCUCUAAUCAGCAUAAA